Pneumocystis jirovecii RU7 is the source of this 411-nucleotide messenger RNA. RefSeq lists its product as uncharacterized. NCBI's taxonomy places the organism in Eukaryota, Fungi, Ascomycota, Pneumocystomycetes, Pneumocystales, Pneumocystaceae. Gene Ontology annotation, biological process: translation. The record is from RefSeq and is a predicted model, not a curated record. The transcript is spliced from 4 exons. Gene Ontology annotation, molecular function: structural constituent of ribosome. The coding region runs from base 1 to 411 and encodes 136 amino acids. Gene Ontology annotation, cellular component: cytosolic large ribosomal subunit; ribosome.
AUGGCUAAAUUCAUCAAGUCGGGAAGAGUAGUUUUGAUCCUUCGAGGUCGAUUUGCUGGACGGAAAGCUGUUAUUAUUCAGUAUUUUGAUGGUGGGUCCAAACUCUGUCCAUUUGGCCAUGCAUUGGUUGCAGGCAUUGAUCGGUAUCCUUUGAAAGUGACUAAAAAAAUGUCUCACAAGAAAAUUGCCAAACGGUCAAAAAUAAAGCCUUUUGUUAAGCUUAUAAACUAUAAUCACAUUAUGGUUACACGGUAUACAUUGGAUUUAGACAAUUUGAGGACCCUUUUGACUCCUGAAAAAUUCAAAGAACCUUCUCAACGCGAUGAAGCUAGGAAAAUUAUUAAAAAGCAGUUUGAAGAGCGUUAUAUGUCCGGGAAAAAUAGAUGGUUCUUUACUCCUAUUAGAUUCUGA